AUGCUGGCAGCAUUUGGCCACAUACGCUGUGGCGCAUACUCGAGGCAUGUUUCUGCGCUGAAGCCUCGCAAGCGUUGGGCUACCUCUAACCUCCGUGGACCAUCUCGAUAUCGAGCCUUUAGCUCCUCAUCCAAGCCCACCCCUCCAGAAGGGUCAUGGGACAGUCAUGUCCACAUCAUCGAUCCCGUCAAAUAUGCGUUUCCCGCCAACGUCAAGCCGCCUAAAGAAGCGACGAUGCGCCAAGCACUCGAGAACGCUGACAACCUCGGAUUGCCGAACAUGGUCUUUGUCCAGUUAUCAACAUAUGGCAAUGACAAUACGUGGGUGCUAGAGUCCCUAAAACAUACGGGACCGGCUAGGGGGCGUGGUGUCGUCGCUUUCGACCCGGAGCGUGUCGACCUUCAGACUCUCAAAGGGUGGCAUGAUCUCGGUGUCCGAGGCGUUCGAGUCAACCUCAGAUCUUCCAAGACUGUUCUUACCAAGACUGAGAUCCAGAACGUAAUGCACAAGUACGCCGAAAAGCUUCGGCCGUUGAAGACAUGGUCGAUUGGAUUAUACGCCGACAUGGAGGUCCUUGAUCACGUCCAGCCUUUGAUCCCCGAACUCCAGGUGAAGGUCGUCCUCGAGCACUUCGGCUCUCCGGCAUUCCUUCCACUGGACCCGUCGAAGCAGCCAGGCUGGGAGGCGCUGUGCCGCAUGAUGGAAGACCCUAGUGUCUACGUCAAAAUAUCAGCACCGUAUCUGUUCUCUAAAGAUACAGACUUCUCCAACUUGGAGUCGUUGACAAAGGCGCUUUUCCGUAUGCGCAACGGCGCAGGAGUUGUCUUCGGCUCAGACUGGCCUCAUACGAAGUCCCGAGGAUGGGAUGCAAAGCCGUUUGUGGAAAAGGUGGUGGAGUGGUGCGAUUGGAACGAGGAGCUGCGAGAGAGGCUUUUUCGAGGCAACGCGCGAGAGCUAUGGGACAUUGAAUGA
This is a messenger RNA of Colletotrichum gloeosporioides, 972 nucleotides long. RefSeq lists its product as uncharacterized. Gene Ontology annotation, molecular function: hydrolase activity. The transcript has a single exon. The record is from RefSeq and is a predicted model, not a curated record. The coding region runs from base 1 to 972 and encodes 323 amino acids. Lineage: Eukaryota; Fungi; Ascomycota; Sordariomycetes; Glomerellales; Glomerellaceae.